Molecule: messenger RNA, 5234 nt
Organism: Lagopus muta (rock ptarmigan)
Lineage: Eukaryota; Metazoa; Chordata; Aves; Galliformes; Phasianidae
Gene: HERC3
Product: HECT and RLD domain containing E3 ubiquitin protein ligase 3
Exons: 25
Coding region: 140-3292 (1050 amino acids)
Biological process (GO): ubiquitin-dependent protein catabolic process; protein ubiquitination
Cellular component (GO): cytosol
Molecular function (GO): ubiquitin protein ligase activity
Source: RefSeq, a predicted model, not a curated record
AGCCGCCCGCCGCCCCGCCCGGCGCCGGCCAUUGGCCGCGAGCAGCCAUUACUCCCGCGGGCGGCGGUGGGGGGCCGGACUUGAUCGUCGCCGCGGCGGCAGCGGCAGGAGAAUACAUGACUUGCUGAAAAGAGAGAAAAUGCUAUGCUGGGGUUAUUCAUCUUUUGGACAACCUGGGAUAGGCAGCAACCUCCAGGUCAUCAUUCCCGAACCACAGGUGUAUGGAUUCAUUCAUGACAGAAAUGUCAAGGAGGUGGCAUGCGGAGGAAACCACUCGGUGUUCCUGCUGGAAGAUGGGGAAGUGUACACCUGUGGUUUGAACACCAAAGGCCAGCUGGGGCACGAGAGUGAAGGAAGCAAGCCAGAACCAAUUGGAGCCCUGGCAGGGCAGCACAUAGUGCACGUGGCCUGCGGAGAGUCCCACAGUGUGGCACUCAGCGACCAGGGCCAGGUCUUCUCCUGGGGCGCAGGCAGCGAUGGACAGCUGGGCCUCACCACUAUUGAAGAUGCAGUGACAGUACCAAGGCUGAUAAAGAAACUGAACCAACAGACCAUACUGCAGAUUUCCUGUGGAAACUGGCACUGUCUGGCUUUGGCAGCAGAUGGCCAGUUCUUUACGUGGGGGCAGAACAGCUAUGGUCAGUUGGGCUUGGGGAAAGAGUGUCCCUCUCAAGCAAGUCCACAGCGUGUCAAGUCUCUUGAUGGGAUCCCUUUGGCCCAGGUUGCUGCAGGUGGAGCCCACAGUUUUGCCCUGUCUCUCUCAGGAGCUGUGUUUGGCUGGGGAAAGAACAGCUCAGGACAGCUGGGACUAAGUGAUGAACGAGACCGAGAAUCCCCUUGCCAUGUGAAGCUAUUGCGGUCUCAGAAGGUUGUUUAUAUCAGCUGUGGAGAGGAACACACAGCAGUUCUAACAAAGAGUGGAGGGGUGUUCACGUUCGGUGCAGGUUCCUGUGGGCAACUGGGACAUGAUUCCAUGAAUGAUGAAGUGAACCCCCGAAGAGUUCUUGAGCUGAUGGGCAGUGAAGUAUCCCAGAUUGCUUGUGGCAGACAUCACACUUUAGCCUUUGUGCCUUCUUCAGGAAUGAUCUAUGCAUUUGGCUGUGGAACAAGAGGCCAGCUCGGAACUGGGCACACUUGCAACGUUAAGUGUCCCUCUCCGGUGAAGGGUCACUGGGCAGCUCACAAUGGGCAACUCUCAGGGAAACCUGAUGCCUGUAAAUAUCACAUUGUUAAACAUAUCUUCUCUGGAGGAGACCAAACAUUUGUGCUUUGUUCCAAAUAUGAGAAUUCCUUGCCUGCUGAUGAUUUCCGGACCAUAAAUGAAACACGUUACACCUGUUUAAUAAAUGAUGAAACUAUAGAUGUCUGGAGGCAAAAGCUUUUAGAAAAGAACAGUUCUAAUUCUGUCAAUAACGUUGUUCAGAUACUGUCCUCGGCUGCCUGCUGGAAUGGAAGCUUCUUGGAGAAGAAAAUUGAUGAACAUUUUAAGACCAGUCCAAAGAUCCCAGGGAUUGAUUUGAACUCCACUAGAGUUCUGUUCGAGAAGCUGAUGAACUCACAACAUUCAAUUCUCCUAGACCAGAUACUGAAGAGCUUUGAAAGCUUUUUGAUUCCUCAGUUGUCCAGCUCACCACCAGAUGUUGAGGCAAUGAGGAUCUAUCUGAUUCUCCCUGAAUUCCCACCCUUCCAAGAUUCAAAGUAUUAUAUCACAUUAACACUUCCUCUGGCAAUGGCUAUUCUGCGCUUGGACACCAAUCCUAGCAAAGUUCUUGAUAACUGGUGGUCUCAAGUGUGUCCAAGAUAUUUCCUCAGGCUAGUGGAUCUCUAUAAAGGUGCAGUGGUUUACCUCCUGAGUGGAAGAAAGACAUUGUUGAUCCCAGUCUUGUUCAGUAGCUACAUUACAGCUGCUCUCAGGCUUUUGGAGAAACUCCACAAGGUAAAUCAGAAAGUUAAACAUAUAGAAUAUGAUAAGUUUUAUAUCCCUGAGAUUUCCAGCUUGGUGGAUAUUCAAGAGGACUACCUCAUGUGGUUCUUACAUCAGGCUGGAAUGAAAGUAAGACCAUCUAUCAUGCAGGAUGCUGUGACUCUCUGUUCUUAUCCUUUCAUCUUUGAUGCUCAGGCUAAGACCAAGAUGUUACAGACAGAUGCAGAACUGCAGAUGCAGGUGGCAAUAAAUGGUGCAAAUUUGCAAAAUGUCUUUAUGCUUCUCACCCUGGAGCCUCUGCUGGCCAGAAGCCCUUUCCUGGUACUUCAUGUUCGCAGGAGUAAUUUAGUGGGUGAUGCUCUAAGAGAGCUGAGUAUCCAUUCAGACAUUGAUUUGAAAAAGCCCCUUAAGGUCAUCUUCGAUGGUGAGGAAGCUGUUGAUGCUGGAGGGGUGACAAAGGAAUUUUUCCUCCUGUUGCUGAAAGAACUCCUCAACCCCAUCUAUGGCAUGUUCACUUACUACCCAGAGUCAAACCUGCUGUGGUUUUCAGACACGUGUUUUGUAGAACACAACUGGUUUCACUUGAUUGGCAUCAUAUGCGGUCUUGCAAUAUACAACUUCACAGUGGUAGACCUUCACUUUCCCUUGGCUCUGUACAAAAAGCUCUUGAAUGUGAAGCCAUGCCUAGAGGAUUUGAAGGAGCUGUCCCCUACAGAAGGAAGGAGUCUUCAGCAGCUUUUAGAUUAUCCUGGGGAAGAUAUAGAGGAGACGUUCUGCUUGAACUUUACAAUCUGCAGGGAGAGCUAUGGUGUGACAGAGCACAAGAACCUGAUUGAAGACGGUGACAAAAUUCAGGUGCAGAAGGAUAAUAGGGAAAAAUUUGUUGAAGCCUAUGUAAAUUACAUCUUCAACUGCUCCAUCCACGAGUGGUACACAGCUUUCUCCACUGGCUUCCUGAAAGUGUGUGGUGGGAAAGUCCUGGAGCUCUUCCAGCCCACAGAGCUCAGGGCCAUGAUAGUUGGAAACAGCAACUACAACUGGGAGGAACUGGAGGAGAGUGCUGUCUAUAAGGGAGACUACACUGCGACGCACCCAACCGUGAGAAUGUUUUGGGAAACCUUUCAUGCAUUUCCCUUGGAAAAGAAGAAGAAAUUUCUCCUGUUUCUGACGGGCAGUGACCGCAUCCCCAUCUAUGGCAUGUCGAGCCUCCGCAUUGUCAUCCAGUCCACCGCCAACGGGGAGCAGUACCUGCCUGUGGCACACACCUGCUACAACCUCCUGGACCUGCCCAAGUACAGCAGCAAGGAGAUCCUCAGUGCCCGGCUGGUGCAAGCCAUUGAUCACUACGAGGGCUUCAGCUUAGCUUGACUGGUGUGGGAGAGGCACAGACACUUGGGUACACGGUGGGCUUGGGUUUAUUUUUGUAUGUGAAAGGAUCGGAGCAUUUUUGGGGGAAAAAUAAUAAGAAUAGAUUUGGAGAAUGCAGUCUCAACCUGAUGCUGCCAAUAUUUUGUGAGGCUUUAGCAGGCAGGCUUUGAAUUUUCUGAUCUGCUGAACACAAUCAGUUCAGUGAGCUUUUCUGUUGUUUCCCCUCCAGAUUCACAGCAGUGCCCUACCAGCAACUCCCUCUAGUUUGCUUUUAUCGCCCCUUACACACGCAUUGAUUCCUCAUUUUAGAUCAGUUUAUGUACUUGGUGUUCCUUGCACAUAGGCUACGGUGGUAAUUCAGGAUGAAAUAGUCAUCACCUUUUAAAAAAGCUGUGAUUCCCCAAAUCCUUUUUUUCCUUCCUUUUUUAAAUGCAAGCUGGUUCUUGCUUACGUGGAGUGAACGUAUCCCCUCUGCUCUUUGGUCCUUGGCAGAUGGUACUGGGCUGAGGUGUCACUUGUUAUCCCCAGGUCAGUUAUGGUACGUGCUCUGUCUUUUUGCACCAGUUAUCUCAUGGAGGAUGUGUUGGUUGCAGGGUUGGCUUGUUAUUUUUCUUCUGUGUCAAACUUUGUUCCCAAGCAACAUCUUCUUAAAGGAUCAUCGAAUUCCUUUAUGUUAAGGCUUGUGGAUGGACAAACUGUACUGUUAACAACAGGUUUCUUGGACUGUGCCUCUCUUGUGUUGUUCUUCUGUCCCCAUGUUAGGCAGGGGGGCAGAGCCAAGUCCAGUGUUUCCAUUCUAUCAGAUGUGUUCUUCAUUACAAGGAGAGUUGGCAGUGAUUAUCACUGCUGCUUUUCUCCAGAGGAGUUCUGCGUGUGUGAGGAUGUGUGCAGGCUCCCCAGUGUCAUCAGGCCGGAGGAAAAGAAAGAUGCAUCAGAUUCCUGUUGGUGUAGUAUCUCUCUGAUUAGAGGCUGGUGUUAUUACUGCAGCUUAUGGUUGGAGUGGAGCCUGUGGCAUCUGUUUUGUUUGGCGUGUGCUGGGGGGAAGGCUGAAGGACAAUCUGUUAUGAACUGCAGUGGUAAUGUACAGUAACUGUACAAUAAAAGAUGAGCGGGCAAAAGCGUGAACUGUAUCCUGUGAGGUUGGAGAGCCCCCAUCCCAUUAAUGCUGAGUAAAUGACUACCCCACUUUUAAGGUAUUGGUGUAAAUCUCAUUUGAAGCCUGAGGUUUUGCAAUUGAGUUGUUCUUAGGAUAUAUUCUUUAUGCACCACGUUCGAUAUCUAGUAUUGAACUUUGCACCUUGUAACAAAAGGUUAUAGGUUUUGUCUUGGCAAAGGGAGGAGUGGAGCGCUGGUAAUGUAAUGCAGCAUUGAAGAAAAAUAAAGCAGCAAAUGAAAUGUUGAUAAUGGGUGUUUUUUUCAGAGGGAGGGAGGGAAGGAAGGAAAGGAGUGAGGAAGGAAGGAACUCCUGCAGAUCUACAUCUGGAAGUCCAAAGCUAGCCUAGGAUUUUGUCAUCUCCUUCUUCUCCAUGUCUUACUUACUUUCUUAACAACAGUGCAGGUGGUGGUUCUGGUUUUUGCCACAGGGAAAACAGCAUUUUAGAAAUAGAGAGGAGGCAGCCAGGUGUGUCUUUUUUUCUUUUUUAAUUUACAGUUUUACUUAACGGAUUCUGUUACGUUUAGCUUUCAAAGUUCAAAAAUAUAAACUCUCUAAAGUGCAUAACUGUACUUACAUUUCAUAUAAACUAUCUGAAAUUCUAGCAGUAUGCCAUGUAAACAGCAGUAACUAAGCAUCAGAAAAUGCUACAAUCUCAUCAGUUCAUACAAUGCAAUGGACUGUUCCCUACGUAUCAUUUAUCAAGAUUUGUCAGGGGCAAAACUCAGCAAACAUCAUUUAUUGGUACACAGUGCAAACAGGCUUUUAAAAAUAAUCAGAGAAAUCAUA